Molecule: messenger RNA, 1368 nt
Organism: Drosophila grimshawi
Lineage: Eukaryota; Metazoa; Arthropoda; Insecta; Diptera; Drosophilidae
Product: coatomer subunit beta'
Exons: 3
Coding region: 189-1109 (306 amino acids)
Biological process (GO): intracellular protein transport; retrograde vesicle-mediated transport, Golgi to endoplasmic reticulum; endoplasmic reticulum to Golgi vesicle-mediated transport
Cellular component (GO): COPI vesicle coat
Molecular function (GO): protein binding
Source: RefSeq, a predicted model, not a curated record
UGUUCUGUUUGUCUCUUGAUAAAGAGUAUAAAAGCUAAACGCAACGAUUCGAUUGACAACCAUUCCAAAAUAUUCCACUUUCGAAGUGCGUAAUUCGUGGCACAAUCGCAAAAAGCUCUGACGAAAAUUUAAGCAAAAAAUUUCAAAAGUAUUGUUUAUUAUUGAACGCAAUCAUCACCAGUAUAAAGAUGGCCCUUAAAUUCGAUAUCAAGCACCGCUUCGCAUCUAGCCGUGUCAAGUGCGUUGACCUGCAUCCGACCGAACCGUGGAUGUUGUGCGCUCUUCACAAUGGCCACGUACAGAUCAUGAACUAUAAGACCCAGCAAUUGGUCAAAGAUUUCGAGCUAUGCGAUCUUCCUGUGCGCUCCGCUCGCUUCGUGGCUCGCAAAAAUUGGAUUAUAACCGGCUCCGAUGAUAAGCUCAUCCGUAUUUUCGACUGUAAAACGAUGGAGCAGGUCCACUCCUUUGAGGCGCACUCCGAUUUCGUGCGCUGCAUUGCAGUGCAUCCCACAGAGCCCCUGGUGCUGACCAGCAGCGACGAUAAGCUUAUCAAAUUGUGGAACUGGGAGAAGAUGUGGGAAUGUCAGCGCAUCUUUGAGGGUCACACACACUAUGUCAUGCAGAUUGUGUUUAACCCGAAGGAUAAUAACACCUUUGCCUCCGCAUCCUUGGAUCGUACCGUUAAGGUGUGGCAGCUGGAUUCGGUGUCUGCCAACCUUACAUUGGAGGGGCACGAGAAGGGUGUCAAUUGUGUGGACUACUAUCAUGGCGAUGACAAGUCGUAUUUGGUUUCGGGCGCAGAUGAUCGCUUGGUUAUGAUCUGGGAUUAUGAGAACAAGACCUGUGUACAAACACUCGAGGGGCAUGCACAGAACAUUACGUCUGUUUGUUUCCACCCCGAGUUGCCCAUUGUGCUGACGGGCUCCGAAGAUGGAACCGUGCGUAUCUGGCACUCGGACACAUACUGUUUGGAGACCAGCCUCAACUAUGGCUUUGAGCGUGUGUGGUCCAUUUCAAGUAUGUGUGGCAACAACAACGUUGCCUUGGGGUGCGACGAGGGCUCCAUCAUUAUCAAAGUAAGCAGCGAGGAACCGACCAAGUCCAAGUGAUAAGGUUGCUUCGGCUCUGCCGGCAACAAUAGCCACCAGUAGCGCAAAUUCCAGCCCAAAUUCACGGCGACGAAUGCACAUAUUGAUUGCCUUACGUUCUGCUUAAUAAACAUCAACAAUUGGAACUUAAAAUGCCGAUGAAGACGUCAGCGUUGCCACAUCGAAAAAGUGUUUACACGUCCAUUGUCAAAAGUUUAUCAAAAUUCAAAUUUCCUUUAUUCUUAAAAGUAUUAAAUAAAUGGUUUUAUUGUCACUUAAA